AACAUAUCACAUUUUUUUAAAUUCGUAGCAGAUCAAAGUAGGGGAUCAGAAUAACUAAAAAUAACAAAAUAAAAUAAAAAAUCUUUCUUCUAGUGGUAUGUUUUUUUACAAAUAAUUUCUGAUAUUUGAAAUUAUUGUUUCAAUAAUUUUCGGUUAUAAAACUUAGCAAGCCUUUGAUAUUAUAGUACCUAUCAACCAAUCCCAGCAAUUAUUUUGACAAGAGUUCAGCCUUUCAGCGUCACUUUAACGGCGUCGCUUGAGUUCAAUUACGAAAUACCAAACACUUUAAUACGGAGAGUAUUUGAAUGCUGUGAAGUACUUUAUAUUAUCUUUUAAUAUAAAUCAAGAAUGGUGGGUAAAGGAAAGACUGCUGUAAAACCUGUUGCAGAUAAAAUGCCGACAGAGUCAACUAUAAAAAAUAGUUCCAAUCGCAGUAAAAGCCCCAAUAAACCAAAAAGUCCAGGGAGAAGAAAAAGUACUGAAAGAAAUAAAAGUCCCACUCUAAGAAGGAGUCCAGGAAGGGCGAAAAGUACUGAAAGAACAAAAAGUCCAGCUAGACAAAAGAAUCCAUCCAGAUCAAGUCCUGCUAGAACUAAUUCGGAGACCAUACCUAGACCUCCUACACCAACUAGAACUAGAGUAAGAAGCCCAGCAAGAGUUAAAAGUACUUCAGUACCCAAAACUUCAACACCAAUUCAAACAGCAGUAAAGAGUUCAACAAAAAACAUAGAAUUACAAACAGAUAAAGAAAAAGGAACUGAAGAUGUUCGACCAAAAAAACAGAAGAUCAUUAUUGAUACAGACACCGAUUCAGACAAUGCUAGUGUCCCUGAAAUUAAAGAAAAGCCAAAAGCUGCGGUUCGUGGUAGAACUAGACGUAUUGAUAUAGAAAGUACAGCAGUUGAGGAUGUGAAAAAAUCCAGUAAUUCAGAGUCUAUUGAUGCCCUUAGCACUAUUCGCCGAUUUACUAGAUCAUCACAAAACAGAGAAAUUGAGAAGGUGAUGCACCUCAAACAUUUCGAUUCUCUAACUGUCAUCAAACGUUUGGGUGAAUUUUCUGAUGAGGAUGAACUGAAUGAGAAAAAAUCUCAAAGAGAAUUGAAGGAAUAUGCAGGAAAUAAAAAAUUCGACGAAUGUGGAGGAUUAUAUGGUGCCUUAUUUUUAAUCCCGGCAGUACCGUUGAGUCUGAUAAUGUUGUACACUUUUUGUACUCAGGCUGAUUGUUCUUUUUCCAAUCUAUCAAAAUUGAAUGGUUUGAAAUCUUACACGACUUAUUUUGAUGCUAAAUCAUAUCUUGGAAUUGUAGCUUAUUUUACACUGCUGGCUAUUUUAACAGCUAUACCAGCUGGUGGUGUCAAAGUAAAUGGACCGCCAAAUAAAAGUGGCAAAUUCGAAUACCGCUUGAAUGGAUUACUUAGCUGCUUAACAUUACUUAUCAUAUCAGCUGCAUUACUAUUUAAAAAAAUUGAUGUUGCUAAUUAUUUGGUUAACCAUGUUUCUCAGUUUUUAGUUGGUUCUAUUAUUCUUGGUAUUGGCGCUUCUGUUUUAGCCUAUAUUAGAAGUUUUUAUGUUCCAGUUAGUGCUCUCAAUUCAUUUGCAGUUGGAAAAAAUGGAUUGUAUGGUUUUUUUAUCGGCAGAGAAAUAAAUCCUAGAUUAUUUUCUAUUGUUGAUUUGAAAUUGUUAUUCUUCAGAGCAUCUAUUAUUGGUACGGUACUUCUUGAUCUAGCAUUUGUCUACAAUAAUCUCGAUCCUCAGUAUAGAAUUGUAAAUUCGGAGAGUACUUUUACAAUCACUCCAAAACUUUCAUCUAUUCAACCAACUUUACUUAUUUUCACUAUUCUACACGUCUAUUAUUUUUUGGAUUCCCUAAUCUUUGAAUCCUCGUGGUUGACUUCUUUCACUCAUCAACAAGAAGGUUUUGGAUAUUUAUUGGUACUGUCUUACUGCAUCUCUCCAUUCUUAAAUGCUUUAUUGAUUAAAUAUGUGGUGGAGAACAACGUGGAACUUGCCUGGUGGAAGCUAUUGUUGUCUCUUGUGGUAUAUGCUGCUGGAUUAUUCUUGUAUAGAAAAAGCAAUAAUCAAAAAGAUGCCUUCAGGAAAAAUCCUUAUAGUCCUUUCAUAGCAAAUUUGGAAACGAUACCAACAACCCAAGGAAAAAAGUUAUUGGCAUCAGGUUUAUGGGGUAUCGUCAGACAUCCAAAUUAUUUGGGUGAUAUAAUCAUGCAUAUUUCUUGGUUACCUUUUGUUUUUUCAUUAUUACCAUCGCUUCCCAUAAUAUUGACGAUAUUGAUUUUGGUUCAUCGUUCACUAAGAGAUAACCACCAUUGCAAACAGAAGUAUGGAGCUGCGUGGGAUAGAUAUCGCAACAAAGUUAGAUACUUGUUGUUGCCAAAAGUUUAUUAAGAAAGUUGAAUGUGCUGUUGUCAUUUUUGAUAUAUAAUUAUUAGAAAAUAUGCACCUAUAAGUAAAUGGAAUAUUUUUGAUAAAAUCAUAUCAUAUGUGCAUGUCAUUUUUUAAGAUUGUAGAUCUUUUCAUAUUCCAUUUAUAUUAUAAAAAAUAUUUUUAUAUUUUCGGACAUAUCUAUGUAAAUUACAAAAAUGUACAAUUCAAAAAUUUCAAUUAUGACACUAGAAAAAAAUUAUCAACAAUUGUUAGAUAAGCAAAAAAGCUCUCUUUGAUAAAUUAUUAAGUAAUUAUGGCGAUAUGACAAUGGUUAAUUUCUCUAUCGCUCUAGAGAUCACAUUUUAAUAAAUGACGUUAAAUUUUAGCUUUUAACAAUUAGAAGUGAUCCCUCUAGUGUUUUUUUAACCCAAAUAAGAUACAAUCCAAUUAAACUAUCAUUCAAAAUCUUAUGGCUAUUUAAAGUAUUUGGACAUUUGGUAAUAAAAUGUAUAUAUAUUUUUUAUUCUUUAUUACAAAUUAUCAAAGAAUUAUUUCAGAAUUUAUAAUAAUAAAACUCAUAUAUUGCGUGCUAGGAUUUCUUAGAAUCUUUUGACAAUCACUUUUAGAUACUUCCUUAAUUUAUAAUGACCAGCUAGAGUCGUUUUCAAUAGCAAAUCUCAUUCAAAAUUAGAGAUGUAUCGGAUGUAAUUUACCUGAUUAUACCUUAUUUAGUCAACUACUAUAUUGUAUCUUAUACAUGCUUUUUUUCAUUAAUACUUUUUAAACAAAAUUUACUGUAAUGCAUUGUUGCAAUUAAGUCAACGUUAUACAAACUGCUCUACAAAAGUUUAGAAAGUUCAUAAUUCUGUAAUUGUGUUUAUAAAAUUACGAUUUUUGUCUAACAUGUGUUUAUAAAUGUUAAUGUGUGUUACAAAAUGCAAAAAUGCAAGAGUUCUUACAGGCAAAACUUUUUGACACAACGCUUCAAAUUUUUAAUAUCAUUGAUACUAAUUUCAAUAAUUAUACUACUUUUACCUAUCUUACCCCAAACCAUGCAUCAUGUUUUCUAUUUCUGCAUUUGUAUUAGAUUCCAAAGGCACUUUAUAUUUCAGAAUGCUCCAAUUAAUGUUAUUAAUGAAUCAUGUAUCUACUCAAAUCUUGGUAUAUCAAUAUUUUCAAUUAUAGAAAAUAAAAGUAGCCUUAACCAAUUUGUUUUGGUAAGAGCUGUUUUAAGUAUCUGUGGGAUGGUCCCAAGCAUGUUCAAAGAGUCUUUGCCUACUAUUGCACGCUAUGAUUGAGCAUUAUCGUUUAAACAGAGGAAAGUUAGUCCAACAACAGUGUGAAAUAAAUGCUUAACAUGUACGGAAACCGACCAGUCAUGUUUCCAUCAAGCACCAACAAUUCUGUGAGAUUCCUUAAACAGCAACUAUACAAUAUCUAAACUGUGGACAGGACCUCAAUUCAACAUACAAAUUCACAUGUUCAUUAGCCCAUCAAUUUAUGUAGAAAAAACUCUUCUCAAUUGUCAUCGUGAUCAUAAGUUAACUGUAUGUAGUAUUAGACACACUGUUUUUAUCGAAACCAAGUCGCCAGAAGCAUUCGAAAAUGCUGUUGCAUGAUCUGAAACUAAUCAAUGGUCUCUUGCGGGUAGAUAAUCAUAAAACGAUCUUGGGUGAGGGCGGCAACUCUUGGUUGUUCACUUUUAUGUUUUUCUGUCACAACUUCAAUGGAUUUAUGUCUACAGAGAAACUGUUAAAUGAUACUUUCAGUGACUCUGUAAUUUCUUUAUGAAGAGUACCUAGCCCAAUCAUAAUAAUAGUAAGUUUACAUCCAGGUAUAGUCCAAAACCAAAACCUAAAUUUCAAAUCGCAGUUUACGGAAUAAAUGAAAGUAAAACCAAUAAAUGCUAUACAAGUCUUGAAAACACAAAAACUAGUCAUAUAAGCAACUGAAACGUUGAAUGAAUACGCAAAUUGAUUAUUUUCAAUAUAAAUCCAAUAUUUAUGAACUUCCUUGACUCCUGUAGAGAUUAUUUUUUAAACUGGUAUUUCCAUCAAUUUAUUUGAAAUAUGAAAAUAGGUAUUUUUUUUAAAUUCGCGAAUCUAGUGAGGUUUUGAAUUAUUGUUUAAUCGCAUUUUUUAUUAAAAUUACGAGGUCCAAAAUAUAUGCAUUCUAAAGUAUGACAAUAAUUUCAAAUUUUUAACAACAGCGUAAUUUUUGGACAUAAUUAUAUUAUAUGUUUCUAAGAAAAUAUAUUGUUUUGUAUUAACAUUUAAAGAUGAUUUGUACAUUUUAACGUGUAAAUGUUAUGUAUAGGGUGAUUUUCAAAAUCUAAUCAACUCGAUUUACAUCACUAUGAUUAUGUUUAUCCAAACGAUUUUUUAAUACCUAGUUUUUAUUGUAUUCAGUUGAUAUGAUGCUGAAUCACCUGUUUAUUUUAUUUGAAAAGAGCAUUUUGAGUACAAUUUUUUCUCAUCUUUUCAUGUUCAUCUAUUAAAUCUGAAGUGGACUUACUUUUUUCUCUCUUUCUUUCUUUAUAUUAUUAAGAUUAAUACCGCUAGGAUUGUUUUAUCUUAUAUAUUUAUAUAGUUUAGAUAUAAAAUUAAAGAAAUUUCUAUUUUAAUAUAGUUUUAAUAGAUUAAUCUCAAAGAUAAAGUUUAUUGAUUUUAAUUUAGAUAUUUAUGAUUGUGUAAUAUUUACACAGAGUAAUUGUGUUUAUAUAUGUUGCAAUGUAAAAUAUACAUUGUGUAUCACGACUACAACCCAUUAUAGCCCGGAAAAAAAUUAUUGGUGGUCAAUUGGUCCUUUAAAAAUUCAUUGUUAUCACUGUUCUUUUAAAUCCUGUUUUAAAUUUAUUAGUUAUUAAAAUAUAACGCAAUGGACACAUUUCUAAAACUGGAUGAUAUUUUCUAUUUUUUUUAUAUUAAAUCCACAUAUUUUGUUUAGGCAUUUGCCAUUUGCUUUUUUAGCUCUCAAUGCAUUAUUUUCUUUUUAUCUAUAUUUAAAUUUAGACAUUUACCAUUUGCUUUUUUUUAGUUCCUAUUGCAUUAUUUUAACUAUAUUGAAAUUCUACGUUUUGUUUAAGAUUGUGACAAUUAGCGCAAUUUUCUCCAUCCACAUCUUUUCAUCCAAUUGCAGAAUUUUAAAGAAUUCAAACUAGUUUCAAGGAGGUGAAAUUUUGUCUCCUACAAGUUUCUUAUUAAUGUAUUUUUUCUGUCUACUUUAUAGGGUGAGGUAUUCUGGAACCAGGUGAACUGAAGUUUAUUUCUGCUUCCUGUAUCUACAUAUCUACGUUAUUGCUUAUAUCCCAAUACUUUUAGAAUACGAUGGUAAAAAAGUUCUAUAUAAUACAUACCGAUUACAAAGCAUUCUUUAAGAAGAGAAUCCAAGAAAAAUGGCAAGGAAUAGCAAAUCAGAACCAACACGAACCUUAACGAAACCGUUAAAAAUUAUCCCGAUUAUAACUCCAACAAUAUAAAUAGAAGUGAACAAGUGAUCCUCUCCCUCUAAGAAUCGGACAUACUCGUAUCACUCAUGACGACCUACGAGCGGGAAAAUGACAAACCAAUGUGCGGGAUGUGCAAUAGUGAGUGUGAAACACCUCUUAAUUGACUUAAAAAUAUGACAACGAACGAAAAAUGAAUCAACUACCACUUUCACUGGAAAAGCUACUUCAAAUAGACUCAACUUAUGAACGACCUGAAAGACUACAAACUAAGUAAUCAAACCUAGAUUUAACGAUCGUAUGUUUCAAAUCUCGCUAAUAACCCUGCGUGGUUGAUGUGUAAAAAAAUUUCUCAACGUUGAAGUUUUACAGUGAUCCUGCUAGAGUACAUCUAUUCUGAAAUUAUUUCUGAUAAAAGCACAUUCCUACAUGAGAGAAAAGCUUCCUAGGCAAGUGUAUUCGUCUCUUCAUUUUCUUUAAUAACUUUAUAACGACCAGUAGCUCAGACUAAAGAGAUUCGUUAUUUUUUCUAAUUUCCUCGAGCUUUCUUCAGUUUUGAGUCGAUUACAUGGGAGUUUUUUUAAUAAUUACUUGACUAUCAGAAUCAAUCGCUAUAUCACAUUACUGAGAGUUGGUAUCAGAACCAAAACUUUACUACUACUAUUUAAUUGUAUUUCUUUUUGAAAGUUUGGGUGACGUAUUCCCUUCUUAUUUUAUAUUGUUUCUGUUUUGAAUAUAUUAAUGUUUAUCAAAAAAUGUAUUCUCUUGGAAUAUUGAAAUGCAACACUUAAAAUAUUAUUAGUCAAUUUCUUGUCGCUUUUGGUGAAUUAGAAAUAAGCUUACAUUACCACAUAACUUCAUUCUCACUUUGAACAAUAGUUUGUUGAUAGUUUCAGGAUCACAUUUCAAAAAUCCAUGUUUCUUCUUAGACUGUGAUCGAACAUAGAAAAUAUGGUCAAUUUUGGAUCACUGUUGAACUUAUAACUACUAUUUUCAAAUCGUGUACCAGAAUCUCUCACCUUCAUAAACUUAGCUCUCCUUAUAUUAUAGUUUCUUUAUAUUUAUACAAAAUAACUACAAAAACGGCUAUUAGAACAAACAAAUAAUUAGCACGAAUUUAAUUGUGUCGAAAUAAGAAAAUGUACAUUUGUUACUUUUAAUAGACAGCGUUACGGUGAUGAAAAGUAAAUUAAAUCUUAAUUUUGAUAUAUAGAUAAACAAUAUUUAUGGAUAAUAAUAUAAAUUAAUGCAAUUUUAUUUUUCAAGGACAACUAAGGGCAUAUGGUUGUAAUACACCCUGUAUAUGAACGAUGUAAAGUUAAGGUACAGAUAAUCUUGCUCAUAAAAUAUGCUUAAAAAUACAUUUUCUUGUGCUUAGUGCGGUCAGAUAUAUGUCAUUUAAUUGCUCAUCUGUUAGUAUUCCAGUACAAAGGGUAGAAAAAUGGUAAACAAGUUAUCCUCUUCACAGAAUUGAAUAUAUAAUUAUUUUGUUUGCUAUACAAUGUGUCCAAGAACUUCUGUUAUCAAGAAAGAAAAUAACAGUUUUAGGCCCGUGAUUGGUUAACUGAACGAGAAUAAGUACUACAUUUGCUAUAUUAGCAUACUUAAUAAGCAAACCCGUUCAGAAGCGUAUUCAAAGAAUGCCUAGAAAUCGCACGACAGUCAAUUGCUUUUUUUGCUAGAUUUGAGCAUGUCUAUUUGUACCUUUGGUUUCCUAACUUUUUGGUAUGCAUAAAUUUGGUUACAGAAUUUAAGAAAUAGUGCCUCAAUUAGCAGUAGUACAUAAGAUCCGUUCAAAUGUAUGCACCAAUAUAUUACUGUUCCAAUUAAGAAAAUUAUUCACUAUCACUCCUGCAGAAUACAAUCAAGGGUUAUUGCGGAUUCAGUUUUUUUAAUGCGUCAAAAGGUGCUAAUAUCAAUAAAUUACUUCAUCCUUCGUUUUAUAUUGAUUUAUGAAAAGAAACAUUGGAUUUGCUUGUACGAAAAGGGAUCUAAGUUCGUAGAACUUUUCUUUUUAGUAUAUUUGAAAACUCUUUGUUGGAUAGCCAGUUUAUUUAAUUUUACGGAAUAGUAUUGUGAGUCGAAAGAUUUUCAGCUCCUCAACUAAAUUGGAGCUGUGCUAUCGUUAACUGUUUUGUCUUAUCAGAUCCUUCCGGUUGAUGUAAGCAAAUAUAGGACUUUUUGAAGCAAAUUCUUCAAAGGGAAAUCUUUCCGUCCCGUCAUAAUGUCAUGCUUUACAAUAGGUAAGGAAUGUCCAGAUGUCACACCAAAUACAAGAGCUCCUAAAUACCUAACAGUGGUUAUGAGUGAAAUUCUUAACUGUUAUUUGAUUUGAUUCAGAAUUUAUGUCUGCAUUGAUGGCCUUCAACUUUCUCUCUGGACAUGUUUUUUCCAUAAAAACUUUGGCUUCCAUCUCUCUACCUAAGUUAGAUUAUCCUCUAUUUUAUAUAAUGCUGCAUUUUUUUUCUCUUUUUCAUAGCAGGUAUUCAAUAUUUUUCAAUAUAUUCAAUUAAUGAUAUAAUAAAUUUACUUAUUGUCUCCACUGGUUUGUCUAAUUCUUUAUAAUCUAGUCUCUUUAACUUUUACUUUAUUUAUAUGAUCCAUUUUCUUGCAGAUAUUCAUAAUCUAUUUUAGUAAAUCUUUUACCUCAAAAGUAGUAUUUCAUUUUUAUAAACAAGGCCUCUUGUAAUUGUUUGAUUCUUGUAUGAUUUUCUCAUAAGGGCCCAACACAUUUACACAAUAUUUUCCACUAUUCCGGUAGAAUAGUUGGUAUGUCAUUGCAAUUAGUUGCUAAUUUUUAAACUUUCGUAGUAUAUAAAAAAGUCUGUUCUACUUUUGUAAUAGUAUUGAAAAACAUUAUUUAUGUUGAUUAAGGUGUUUAUGCUAUUAUUGAAUGAAUGUGUUUUUUUUCAUUUCAGUCCUAUGAUACUUUGAUCCGAUUCUAAUCCAUUCCCAACAUAUGAUUGUGCAAUUUGAUCUUGGUAUUGAGAUAUUACCAUGAAUUUUUCUGCAAUAAUAUUUUUAGUGAUAAUCGAAAAUUUCGCUUUAUAGUCAUACUGAAAAUUUUUAGAUAUUCAAACACUAAAAGUUUAUUAGGAUGCAUUGUUUUCAAUAUAUCCUCCUUUAAACUUUAUACAUUUGUUUAUAAAAUUUAUCAAAACCUGAACAGGAUUGUUAUAUUGAAUUUCCUCUUAAUAAAUAGACAAUGCUUCAUUUUAGUUGUUAAAUUGUCGAUUAUGUAUCUUACCCAUGACGAUUGGAAUCACUUGGAAACAGAUCUGGAGAAUAGACAUGAAAGAUAACAAUUUAACUCCUGUCUUGGCGAAAAAAUCUUCUUGCAACAAUGUGAGGUGGAGUAUUGUCAUGAUGCCAGUCCAUAAAAGACGAAUCUGUUUGGGAUGUAAUUUCUUAAUUUCAUUGAAAACCCUUGGUACACAUUUUAUGAUAUUCCAGUCAACAUUUACUUUGAUUAUUUAGUGCAAUUGUUUUUAUAUAGUCGUAUAAUAGAAUUUCACCCAAUCCACUCUAAUUUGUUCAUGUGCAUCAGUUAACUAAUGAACCAGUCACCUUGCAACAUUGCUAAUAUCUAAGAAUUUACUGAGGAUCCAAUCUCUAAAGUAUUCUCGAUUUCGACGUAGCUUUCUGGAGUAACCACAAAGGAAGGUCAGUAAAUAAGUCAGAUCAGAUGAUGAAAAAGAAUAUUCUCUAAUGGGAAAUACCAUGUUAAUUUCUUUAAUAUGCGCUGGUGCAUUCUUAUCUAUAAAAUCAAUACACAUUGGCAACAAUUGUCAAGUUCCUAUUCUGUCUUUCACAGCUGUCGGUACUUAAUCUUAUUUUAAUACAUUGAGAUAAAUCAUUAAGACUCUUUUUAGGCCAUAAAAAACUGCUGAGGCAACUUUAAUUGAAUCCAUGUGAAAUUUAUGCUCCAUCCAGGUGUAGAUAAAUAUAUUUUCUUGAAGAUGGUAGUUGAUAGAUAGAUCUUGCACUUUUGGAUUCAUUAAAUUUUUUUGGCAGUCAAAUGAUAAAACAAUCAUUUCUGGCUUUUUUGUCUUAUAAACAUUUUUUCUUCACUUUAAAGUUGACUGCGUUUAUUAUUAUCCUUUUCUUGUUUCAUUUUCCUUUCAGCAUAAAAUGGCUUUUGUUUCGAUCCACCUAGAUUUUCUUUCGCGGUCAAGCCCGUACGUGAAAAGUUGCAUUCAAUUCUUUGUAUGCGAUCCUUUGAAACUUAAAGAAUAUUUAUUUUGACAUACAUGUACUUUGAAUUCUCUUGUACCGCUUAUUUUUACUAAGUACUUAAUAGCUAAUCGUUUUUCUGGAUGAAUUUCCUUUUUCUUCCUUUGGAUUUUGAAGCAUUGCCAACUGAUAUUUAAAUAUUUCCAAAUGGAGCUGUCUUAUUUAAUUCACUAUUUACACCAACACUCACAAUUACACUGUCCUCAGAUACAGUUUACCUUCAGUCUUUGAAGACGAUAACUUGGUUAUAGAAACUCGCGUUAGACAGUGUAAUUGUGAGUGUUGGUGUAGUGGUAGUGUAAACAGUGUGUUUGGUAUGAAUAUAACCAACGGUUCCAGAAACUCCAACUUAUUUGGAGCUGUCUUGUUCUGUCUUGGUAUUCAAAGAACAAAAAAUAGUCUAAGUCCACUAACAGCGAUAGGUUUUCUUUGUUGAAUGUUCGCUUUUUGGGAAAACAUAUGACUGCUUUGUUGCAUAAUUACAAAAAAUAUCGAGAAGAAUAUAACCAAUAACAUCUUAACUGCAAAUAUGUCUGGAUUACCUUUUAAGUUUGUUGAUAUUUUUUUCCAUUUACUAGGAUCUCUGGGAGGUCGUCUUCCUUUUCCUUGCCGGGCAGGUAAACAAAAAGAUUCCUUUUUCCAUAUUGUUUCAUCGCCUUUAUCGAACGCAUUAAGUCUUAAAUUUCAGAAUCAAUUGUAGUUGAUGCCUGGUGAUAUCUGCAACAACCCUUGUGCAAACAAAAAAAAAUAAGAUUUUAUUUUCGACGUGCCCAGUUUUUUAAUUGGAUAUACAUAUUGACUGCUGUGAGAAUUUCAAACCAAAUAAUUAAACACGUUAAUCGGUAAUUUAGUAUUAAUAAAACAUUAUUAGUAGGUAUAGUUUUGAAUAAGCCAUGUUGAAACUAGUACAAACUCGUUAUAUUAUUUUAUCAGCUCUCUAAUAGCUUCGCUGUUCAAAGUACUGUACUGAUUGUACUAAUUAUUUACAUUAAUUUUUGAUCUCACAAAAAACUUGUGCAAUCGAUUUGUACAUAUAGUUAAAACGCCAAAAGUUCUAUUAAACAUAAAAUAUUUAAAGAAUAAAAGUGCAAUUUCAUGCUGGCGCUCGAAUCUCGGUUCGAACGUUAAGUACGGUCACGGGUACGAACUAUACUAGAACGCCAUCUGAAAUACACGAAGGGUCGAAUAUCAAAGUUACACAUUGUCAAGUUUUUGACCGUAAAUUAUUAACACCAAACACACGCUAUUGUGGCCCUAAAAGUUUUGUUCGAUAUAAUUUAUGAUAUGAAAUAUUGGGGAAUAAUUGUAUUUUAGCUUACUAAUUUAUUCCUAAUAUUGUAUUGAAUUGUAUUUUCCAAAAAUUCCCAAAGUUAACUUGGUCUCUUAUGUGGUCAACUUAUAGAAGUUUUAUUCUAUUCAAAAGAAGCUACUACCAUAGAGUUACUAUUAAAGGUAGAGAUAACGAGGUAUAUCUCUCUAUAUCUUUAAUAUUAAAUAUGGCUAGUACACGUUGAAAUUAUUUUGAGUUGUGACCUUAUUAAAUUUAUGAUAAUUAUAAAUUAAUUAAAAUUAUAAAAUAGAAUAAUUAGAGACUUAAAAUCAAAAUAACUUAUUCACGAGAAUAUAUUGAUAAAAUGAGUAACUAAAUGAAUGCUUUAUAUUAAUUUUUUUUCCUGCGUUUAAUAUUUGACGCUGUAACUAUUUCAGACGGCGUUCUAUUCUAAUCUAGCGUCACCUCCAUUCAUCUAGUGCGUAUUAGACCACAACGCCAUCUGAAAUAUAUAUAUAGCGUCAAGCACAAAGUCUAAACAUUGUUCAAAUUUUCUACCGGGUAUCAUUAAUGUUUUUCUUUACAUAUUCGAGGACCAAUUAACCAUGUAAAUAUCUUGAUUUAACCCUUUCGGUCCCGAAUUUGAAAUUGUGAGAGAAAUUUUUUUCUGGUAUAGUUUACCUUUAUUGAGGUAAUUAAACAUAUAUAAGUUUAGCAAAAAUUGGUUCAUUUUUUUUAAUGUGAGGUCAACAUAAGUGACCAACAGGGUUUAAAAGUAAAAUCGCUAUCAGGGUAAUACAAAUAUACAUUUAUUUUACAUGGAAUAAUUUAAAACAAUUAUUUGCUGACGAUAUACAAAGAUUGACAUUAUAUUUUUCACCAUAAAAUCUAAAUCUAGAAGAACAAAACUUUUUUUAGAUCUCUGAAGUGUUUUAUCCUAGGCCAAUGAACCAUUCCAAAAAAAAAACGAUUAUCGGCUUGGGAUCAAUCUAGAUGAAGUCCCUUGUAUGAAAGGUUGAUAUUUUCCAAGCUUGGUUCUUGUGGUUGACGUCGGCUUUAGUUAAUGAUUCACAAAUACUUAUAGUAAAUAAAAGGCAUCUUUCUUUUUUGUUUAAAGUUGAUACUCCAACCAACUCUUUAUGAUAGCCAAUGACCCAAAAUGGAAAAUAACGCACAAAGUUCAUUUCUUUCAACGAAUUAAUACACAAUAUAAUACAAUUUUUUUUUUCGGAUGUAAACCAUUUUUAGCUGUAUUAUUGUCUUUCCAUUGGGUUAUAACAUCUUUAUUGCCAGUUACAAUUUUUUCAUGGCUCCUCUUUUUGUUUUUAUAUUGAAGAUUAGAGGCCAUUUACCACUUCUGUCUGUUCUAAUAGUAGCAGUAUACAAAAUUUUUCUACUUUUGGGUUUCCGUACGACACUAAUUGAAGAAAAAAAAUUAUGCACAUAUAACAAAUAGUUCAUAUAGUCUGGAAUUCGCUCUGACAAUUAAAGAACUAUUCCAACAGUUAUUCCAUCAUUUUGGUACUGUUCAUUGAUAGGUGUCGUUUUUCUUGAUAUAUUAGGAAAUUAUUAACAAGGCCGUAAUAGGGUUCCUACUCAACAGAUUAAGGCCAGAAGGUAGCCUACGCAGACGAUGUUGACCUUCUAAGCAGAAGGGAAAUAGAGCUUCGAGAGGUCUUCAAUGCGGAAUCUAAUCGAGCAGGGCCUCAGUGUAAAUGAAGCUAAAACGAGUAGCCGAGACCACACAGACACGGCAACGUUUAUGGUACUACACCUUCGAGCAUGUUGACAACUUCUAAUACAUUGGCUCUCUCAUAACUGAAAACAACAAGACUGCACUGGAGAUACAGGUGAUAGUGAAAGCUUGAAACAAAGCGUAUUACAGUGCCUAGUAGGUACUGAAAUCCCGCCUAUUCAUUAGGCGCAUAAAGGGGAGAAUUUACCGUGGCCAGUUAUCAUGUAUGCUUCUGAAACCUGGGCAAUGACUCUUAGAAACGAACUGAGACUCAAUUCGUGGGAGAGGAAAGUACUUCGGUGACUCUAUGGCCCAUUCAAGACCAAAGAUAGAAUAGCGCAUCCGCACUAACGCUGAGACUUGUAGAAGGCAAGAGUGCGAGACUAAGAUGGAACGGAUUUCGGAGGGUCGAGGAGUCAAACUUGCAUACCGGCAAAAGUCGGAAGACCGCAGACUACCAGGACAACCACGCAUAAGAUGACAGGAUGACGUAGAACAGGGCCUAAAAGAACUAGACGUCCGUAACUGGCGGAGAAAAAAACAUGUCCUAUUUAGUGGAAUUAUUUUUAAUAUAUUGUUCGAUGUUGAGAGUACCUUUGAAAGGUAUCAUCUCCUCGUCGAUGCAUAAAUUUGCUUGUAGCUCUAAGUCCCUACAACGAUCACGAACUACAUCCAAGAUUAACGUACCUUCCACAAUCUGUUAUCGUUAUUAGGUUUCUCGGUUAGAAAAUGCAAAUUAUUUCUUAAUGUUUUCGAAUCUAUUUCUUGAAAUAGUCUGAUCUAUUGACGGUAUACCUAUGUGGGAAUUCCAGUGAAGACGCAACCUAGGAAACUUCCCAUAAAAAUAUACAUAGACUUCCUAUUUCGUUAGCCGUGACGUUAACGCUGAUGAAAUUUUCUUUGAUGGAAACUAUAUUUUUAUUAUUUACCAUUAGUUCUUAAUGUUAUCUGGUAUAUAUUCUUUGAGAGGUAAAUAUGGAUCAGGUAAGUCAGUAGUCUCAUCUACUUCGUUUAUCACAUCUUGUGCUUCAAUAGGUGGACGGGUAUAAUCAGUUGCUUUCCAUUCAUACUUACUGGAUUUCUUAAUCGGCUUCUUCGCUUGUUUAUCGUUUUUCUUCCUGUUCUGCUUUCCGUUCUUAACUUGUUCUAUAACAUCUGAAUUUGCAUCUAUGUCAUAAUAUUCAUCUGCGUCUAUAUUAUACUCUUCAUCUGAUCUAUAUUAUACUCUUAAUCUGCAUUUAUGUCAUACUCUUCAUCUGUAGGUAUCUCAUACAAUUCAUCUGAAUCUAUAUCAUACACUUCAUCUGCUUUUAUGUCAUAGUCUUCAUCUGCAUCUAUGUCAUUCUCUGCAUCUGCUUAUGUUAUUCUGUAUUAGGAUCAUUCAUAUUGUUUUGAGUUUCACGUUGCCUAGUGUAAUGUUGAUAGUAAUCUAAUUCAUCUUCACUUUCUGACAACUCGACAUCAAAUUUAUCUCUCUAGCUCCUGAAGGACAUUUUCACUUUACUCUUACAACCCUUGUCGAUCAAGUGCCGAGUACGAUUCCUGUUUCUUUUUUUUUUGUAUUGACGGACUUAUGUAAUACAUUUCUGUACAGAGACCUAAUGUACAUAUUAGUGACCAUGUAAACAAAAUCCGUUCUUAGAGAAAGAUCUGCAAUAUUAUUUACUCGCCUGCAACUACCUCUUCCAUUUUGGCAAAUUGCUGUCAUUUCUAACAAAUAAAUUACUAAUUAACAUUAUUUUUUAAUAGAUGGUACUACGAGUCCGGUUUAUCAGUAUUUAAAAUCACGUAUUCUUAGAACACAACGGUGCAAAUUUGUCUUCCGUCUCUUGCUCCUGAAGGACAUUUGCACUUUUCUCUUACAACUCCUUCUCGACCAAAGGCCGAGUACGAUUCUAGUAUUUAGAUUAGUCAACGGUGCAAAUUUGGAUUCCCAGACAAUUAUGUUUAAGGGCAGUUUCACACCGAACGAAUCAGAAUCACUCCGAAUCAAUCAAUCUGAUUGACCAAGAUUCGGCUUCGAGCGCUCCGUUUAAAUGUGAAGGGACACUUUCCCCGCCUUCAGACCGGACGAAUCUGGUUCAAUCAGGUUUGAUUCGAGGUCGCACUCGAUUCAACCUGUCAGAUUCCUCGUCCGAUCAGUCUUGAAUCAACAACCAUACGAGAUGGACGUGGAGUUAUUAAUUUUAAAAGUUAAAGAAAAUAGUGAUAAAAAUCACAGCAACAGAAAUCUCAUAUCUUCUGUGUGGAGGAAAAUUGGCGAGGAAUUAAACAUUCCAGGUAAGAAUUAUUCAGCUGGAUUGAGCUGGUUUGAAAGAGUGGAGAUGAUGAAUCAGAUUCAACUUGAUUCGGAGUGAUCCAGAUUGAUUCGGAUUCGUUUGGUGUGAAAGGGGUCUAAAAAUUUAUAAUGGCUGCAUUUGUGAUCGUCACAGCCAAAAGGGUUGAAGAUAAGAUAUAUCUAUAAACGUUUUUUUUUGUAUUCUAACGAUAAUUUGUUAACUAAAAGUAGCUAAUUUUUUGCCUAAUAAUUACGAUUAGUUUGGUGAAUUUAUUCGUGACACUCAUUAAUCCACAUUUGAUAUUAAUCGCUUCCAGCCAUUAAUUUUAAGAUUAAAAUUUACAUUAUACAUGUGCUUGUUUAGAUGGAGUAUAAUAGAGGCUGUUUACAUUUGAUGGCGUUCUGGUCUAAUUGCAACGUCGUGACCGCAUUUGACACUUGAAUUCAGCGUCAACAUUAAACUGCACCAUAUUCCCUUAAGUGUACAGAUGUAAGAUGUUUUUAUUACAUUCAAUUAUUGGAGUUAGGUCAAAUGUUUUGGCACUGCGAACUAACUAAUGUAUUAAUUGUAGAAUGUGAGUUUUUUUGACGUUUUAUAGUUUGGUGUAAUAAACUAGGGUGUCUAGUAAAAAUUGAAAAUCAAAUUCCUGUCUUUCUCCCAAUUUUUCCAGGUUUAUUUUCACAUUUUCCCGGUUGAAAUUUCGUGAAUUUGCUACACUUUUAUGAUGAUUAAUAUUUAUUUUAGAAAAUUCUUGCUUCACUGCUGCAAAUUGUUUUUGAGAGAUUUUUUUCUUCUUUGUUUCCAGUUUUUCUAGUUUCAUUUUUUCAGUUUCCAGCAAACCUUGUGAUUAUUUUUAGUCCAUCAAUUUUUUGUAAAAUUAUAUUUUCUUCCAAAAUUUUCUUAUUGACAGAAAAUCCUCUUUGCUGUCGCAUUUCCGCGAAAAAUUAUUAAAAGAAGUUGCAACAUAUUUUUUAAAUUACUGUUUUCUAUAAUUUGCAUUCAAAAAUCAUCUAAUCUAUCACAUCUGGAAUAGUUUUUCAUUUUAUUUGUGGUUGCGUUGCAUCUGUGUAGUCAAUUGAUUUAGACAUCAGUUGCACGGAUUGUUCUGGAUCGUUGUCAGUCUUUUUGGGAUCAAAGAAACUUAUUGCUAUAGUAGUUAAUUUGAAUGCUAAGGGGCAUUUUUCGAAAAGUUUGAAAACAUUAUACAUUAAACAAUUUGUACAAUCCCUGCGAAAGACCAACAUGUCCCAAUGCAUCUUUUCGAAACUGCUCUCGCGGCAUACCCUAAAUCGAUUUCUUGCACUUUUUUGAGGUUGCAAAAUAAACCAUUGGCAUGUUCUAUGAAAAUGUCUAUUUUAAAAAUAGUAGUGCUUUGAAAAAUUUAGUCUGCAACCAAUCGCCUCAUUGAGUUAUUCAGAACCGAAUUUGGGUCUUCAUAAAGAAAUGGAGGCAAGCACAUCACACAUAUUUUUAAGGAAUGGCUCUAGUUCUUCGGAUAAGGACUGAAAGAAUGUUAUUGCAGCCAAUAGUAGUUUAUUAUCCAAAGACUUUUCCACGGUUUUAAAACUUUAACAUGAUGGAUUCUGAUUCGUGUUUUGCAGAGAAGAUAUGAGCGGAUAUAGUGAUUAAUUUUUUUCUCAAAGCAACCAGUAAUGAAUAAGAACAUUCCUCGUCUGGAAGGACUGUCUUUGAACAAAUUGUUACAUGCUCUGAAGUUAACCAACCACAGAUACCUGAGCUCGUAAGAGUGCAGUUACGAGGGAGGUUCAACAUAUUGGAAGGUUUUGGAGCUAUACCAACACCAAUUGCUAUGCCUGGCUGGUUCACUCAAAACUACUGAAAAUUCCCGUCUUUCCCGGUUUUCAAGGCUCCUAGACACCCUGUAAACUAUAUCAGUACUGGGAAAAUGCAUUUGCGCUAUCUUUGUGAGAUGACUCGAAACAUGCGUGCCACCUUUUUGAAUAAGAUUAUGACCAAUUAUACAAUCGAACUCCACAGAGCGUCAUCUAUUUGACAUACCGUAUUUAGUUAAUUAUAAAGCUCCAAUACGGUUGUAGAUUUGUAGUUACAGAAGUUAUAAUUAUGCAUAUGGUCAUGGUCCCAAUCAAGAUGGUAACUCCGAUGCCAAAGUCAUUUUACUAAAAGCUUUCCUAGUACUCAUAUAUUUAAGACGUACAUUGACAUUUCAACUUCUUUCACAAAACAAUUAUUACUUUGGAUGAACAAAGCACUUUGUCCAUAUCAUAUCAAAAUAUUUACAUUGAAUGAAUGGUCGUAUAUGUAAAGUAUUCGGUAUAUGCAAAAUAAUGAUUAUAAAAAUUAACUACUUUUGAGAAAUGUGAAAAACCGUUCCAGUUUGCCUUACAAAUCAGGGCGUAGAGUGAAAGUUUUUCUAAGAUAUUGUCCCCUCUUGUUUACAAUGUCAAGAUCAACAAUUUGCAAUAUUCAUUAAUCCAAAACUAAUAGUUAUAAACGCAUUGGAGCCGACACAGGCCCUUGCUCUUUGACUCUAUUUCCAUAACGCUCAUUAAUAUUAUAUAAUAAUUUCUUCCCAGUAUUUUGGAUUGAAUAAAACGUUGAAAAAUCAAGGAUUGUAAUUGAUAGUAUUCUAAAAUACCCAAAGUUUUUGUAAUGAAUAAAUUGUUUCAACUAA
Diorhabda carinulata is the source of this 17997-nucleotide messenger RNA. RefSeq names its product delta(14)-sterol reductase LBR (gene LBR). The record is from RefSeq and is a predicted model, not a curated record. Lineage: Eukaryota; Metazoa; Arthropoda; Insecta; Coleoptera; Chrysomelidae. Bases 349 to 2403 code for a protein of 684 amino acids. The transcript is spliced from 6 exons. Gene Ontology annotation, molecular function: oxidoreductase activity, acting on the CH-CH group of donors, NAD or NADP as acceptor. Gene Ontology annotation, cellular component: endoplasmic reticulum membrane; nuclear inner membrane. Gene Ontology annotation, biological process: sterol biosynthetic process.